Messenger RNA from Toxorhynchites rutilus septentrionalis, 1765 nucleotides. It is a transcript of the gene Alg11, whose product is annotated as GDP-Man:Man(3)GlcNAc(2)-PP-Dol alpha-1,2-mannosyltransferase. The record is from RefSeq and is a predicted model, not a curated record. Gene Ontology annotation, molecular function: GDP-Man:Man(3)GlcNAc(2)-PP-Dol alpha-1,2-mannosyltransferase activity. Gene Ontology annotation, cellular component: endoplasmic reticulum membrane. Gene Ontology annotation, biological process: protein N-linked glycosylation. Bases 184 to 1638 code for a protein of 484 amino acids. Lineage: Eukaryota; Metazoa; Arthropoda; Insecta; Diptera; Culicidae. The transcript has 4 exons.
AUCGUCGUGGGAGGCAAUAUAUAAACAAAAGCAAUCCAGAGCCGACAGGGGCUGAGGUUCUCGCUUCCAGAACAGCAGAAAAAUCAAUAAUUACGUACUGCAGACAGUCUGAGUAAAGUUCAUUUAUGUUUAUAAGGAUGGAUCAAUUGUAUUUAUAGGGAAAAUAUUCGAAACAAUAUAGCUAUGUUCUGUUUGUGCAGCAUAGUCUAUGUGAUGCUGUUUGCUAGCUCAUUCAGCCUGAUUGGAUUGCUGACGGUGUUUCUGCUGUUACGGCAAUUGAUCAAAAAACAGAAGAAUAAUCGGCGGAGUAAUAAUGACAACGAUAAAUAUGUGGCUCUGUUUCAUCCGUAUUGUAACGCCGGAGGUGGCGGAGAACGUGUCCUUUGGUGCGCCGUUCGGGCUUUGCAAAACAAGUACGAUGGCAUCAAGAUCUUUAUCUAUACCGGAGAUUUGGAAGCUACACCGAAGCAAAUUUUGGAUAAGGCAGAAAGAACCUUCAACUUGAAUCUUGAUGUAAAACGGAUUAAAUUCGUGUAUUUGAAAAAGCGAAAGUGGGUCGAAGCGAAGCGGUACCCAAUGUUCACACUAUUGGGACAAAGUUUGGGAUCGAUGUUUCUGGCAAUGGAAGCACUUCUGAAGCUUCAACCGGAUGUCUUCAUUGACACGAUGGGAUAUGCAUUUACUUAUCCUAUUUUCUCUUACAUUGGGGGAUGCAAAAUUGGUUGUUAUACGCACUAUCCGACGAUUAGCACAGACAUGUUGAGGCGGGUGCAGAACAAUGUGAACACUUACAACAAUCAAGGAUAUGUGGCGAAGAAUCCUUUCGCCACGUGGUUGAAAAUAGUCUACUAUAGGCUCUUUUCCAAAAUCUACGGCAUGGUUGGGCGCUGUGCCGACACCGUGAUGGUGAACUCGACCUGGACUGAGAAUCAUAUCAUUUCCUUGUGGGAUGUCCCGUAUAAGACGCACCGGGUGUAUCCACCGUGCGAAGUAGCCCAUUUGAAGAAGCUUCAGUCGUUGGCAAGCGCACAUGAGAAGAUCAUUAUACUUUCCGUGGGUCAGUUCCGACCGGAAAAGGAUCACCCGCUACAGCUUCAAGCGAUGUACGAAUUGAGAACGCUUCUGGGCAAGGAUGAGGCUCUUUGGAACAGAUUGCGACUGAUGAUUGUUGGUUCAUGUCGUGAUGAGGAGGAUCGAGAGCGUGUCAAGAAUAUGCAGGAUCUUGCUAAGCACUUGUCGCUGGAGAACUCGGUCGAGUUUAGGGUGAAUGUUUCCUACCAAGAGCUGAUUCAGUGCUAUCAGAUUGCUUCCAUUGGAUUACAUGCGAUGUGGAACGAACAUUUCGGAAUCAGUGUUGUGGAUUGCAUGGCUGCUGGAUUGAUUAUGGUCGCAAAUAGAUCAGGCGGACCGCUGAUGGACAUAGUUGAAACCUCGGAGGGAAGCCGAAAUGGCUAUCUGGCUCUGGAUGCAUAUGAUUAUGCUAGGUAUAUCGCAACCAUUUUGUACAAUGGUCGAGAGUAUAACAAAAAGAUACGAGAAGCUGCUCGCGCUUCUGUUGACCGAUUUUCGGAGGUGGAGUUUGAAAAUGGCUUCCUGCGGGCAAUUUCUACGAUUUUGGAUGACAAGGAGUUCACUUGAAACGUCUUUACGCAAGGCGUAUUAGCUGCUUCAGUUUCGUUAUCAUUAUAAACAUUUUCUAUUCACCAAUCAUAGAAACUUGGUUUGUCAGAUAAAAUAAUAAAACCCCAAUUAGUAUAUUGUUAAA